Messenger RNA from Podarcis muralis (Common wall lizard), 4473 nucleotides. The record is from RefSeq and is a predicted model, not a curated record. Lineage: Eukaryota; Metazoa; Chordata; Lepidosauria; Squamata; Lacertidae.
ACCUAGGAACAAAACAUAAGACAUGUUCUUUUAAGCUCUCAUUAAACAGGUAUUUUUAUUUGAAAACCCACUGCCAAAAAUUGAAUGUAUGCAACCAUUUUUCUAUGAGAGUAGAAAACCAUUUUUCUAUGCCCAGCAUCAGCAGCCACAUCCUCAGCAAGUUCCAGGACCCUAAGCAGCUGUCCCCUCUCUUUAUUUUCCCCAGCCCUGUUCUCUAAGCCACCAUUUUAAUUUCCCACAAUGCUUCUGACAGCAUUGCUCCAGAGCACUGGGGAAUCUUAAUGGCAACAAGAUCCAGCCACUGCAUUGCUUGGCACAGUGCUACUGCUGAGGCCACUAAGCAAGCCCUACAGGUCCCACCAAAGGGGAGGGAGCCCACCAGAGGGUACUUUGUCCAGCACCCCCUCAAAUCUGCACUAGGGGCAGCUUUUUUCAAAUUUCAUAUGAACAUGUUCACAGAAAUAAACUUCUGGACUUGCCAAUUCCCGCUUCAGUAAUGAAAUGGGAGCAUAGGAUAAGUCAAACAGAACCAUGUUCAUCACCCAGAAAGCCCUCAUGAGCACACCUCUUUUAAAAAGGUCUCUGAUAGGGCACACAAGGAAAAGGAUGGAACUAGUAAAUAACUAGUCAUAGGCGUGGGGGUGUUAAAAAGACAUUCUUAGUCUUACUCAGCAUUUAUAUAGCAAUUUUCCAGAGCAUACAAAGUGCUUCUCAGUAAUCAUGCUGCAUGCAUCCUGAGAGCCUACAUUUGAAAACCUAUUAGAGAGUGAAAAGAGAUUAAGUUUGAGACAUAUAGAAACCAAUACUCAUGAGUGGAGGGCCAAUGUAAGCAGCACGGGUGGAAGUGGGAUUAUACUUGUCUGUCGUGGUUAUUUAUUUAGAUAGGACACUGAGCUAAGAAGACAGAAAUAGCAAAGCACUUUGGACACAGAAAGUACUGUGGGAAAUCAUUAACCACCACAACAAAUAUGUAGACAGUGACUGGAAUCUGCUUGACAGAGUGCUUGACCCCACCAGUUAAAUAAGGUUAUAAAAGGGAGGCAAUCUCCCCUAUUUUACUUCUAAUCCACAUGUAAGCAAUUCCCAAGGAACUGGAGGAGCCACCUUGCCUUUGGGGCAAGCAGUGAGGACAGACACACGAUGUAGGACUAUACAAGAUGCCAAGAACUGACUGGCAAGAGAAGACCUGCAGGAAAGCUCACAAACUAUGAGGCGAGCAACAGCCUUUGCACAAAGAAAAAGCUGCUGAAACACACCAUACACCAUAGCCUCCAGUAGAAAAAAAUAUAAGGGAAGAACUUGUCAAUACCGAUGACCAAGCUACCAUAUGGUUAAUGUGGCCAAGCCUAUGUCACAUGAUCCGCUGCAAAGAAUGGAAACCAGCACUUUGAUCAUCAGAGCCCAUAAAACCUAAUUUCAAGUCUCCGCUCAGCCAAGAAGAUUGCUGGAAAUUGCUGGGCUGUUUAUUGCUGGUUGUUGUAAAGAUAAAAUUGGAGGCACUUUUACAACUGCUGUGGAUCCAGCCUGAAACCUCCAAGCGAAAAAAGAAAACCAAGAGACACAAUGGACCGUGCUCUUCUGUUACUGCUGUUUUCCACUCCUGUCUGGAGCCUCAUGAAUGGAAUAGAUGCAGAACAAGAUUUCAGCUGGCAGUUAAGAAAAGUACCACAGAUAGUGAAAGAAAAAACUUUCCUCCUUGACGCUCCUAAAUUUGAAGCAAAUGCCAAAUUGGAGCUGAGUGGAGUGUGUGGGAUUGAAUGCCAAAGGACUCUCCCGGUGCCACGCCUGUCAGACUUGAAGGAGCUCCUCUCCUAUGAGACUGUCUUCGAGAACGGCACACGGACCCUGACUGAGGUGAAUGUCUUGGGAGCAGAUCUUGACCCAGUGGCAAACACUACCACCAAGGUGCGCUCCAGGAGAAAGAGGCAGGUCUACGGCACUGACAGCAGGUUCAGCAUUUCAGACACGCGCUUCCUGACCAACUUCCCUUUCAACACCGCUGUAAAGAUCUCCACGGGCUGCAGCGGCAUCCUGAUAUCACCAAAGCACGUCCUCACUGCUGCUCACUGUGUGCACGAUGGCACAGAUUACAUCAAAGGCAGCAAGAAGCUGAGGGUGGGGUUGCUGAGGCUGAAAUCCAAAGGGGACGGCAAGAGACGCAGGGGAGCCAGGAGGAGCAAGAGGGAAGUGUCAGAGGUCGGGGACCACCACACUGAUGCCAAACAGCUGGAACAAGGUCCCAGCAAGAGAUCUGGCAGGAAACAAAAGGCAUCUGGGUUGAAUGAGAGGAAAUCUGAGCGUAAGCCUUCCUUCCAGUGGACCAGAGUUAAAAGCACACAGAUCCCCAAAGGCUGGCUGAGAGGCAUAACUGGAGAUGUUGCAGUGGAUUACGACUACGCAGUCCUGGAGCUCAAGCGUCCUCACAAGAAGAAAUACAUGGAGCUGGGCAUUAGCCCAGCUAGCAAAACAAUGCCUGGAAGCAUGAUCCACUUUUCCGGAUAUGAUGCUGACCGAUCUGGCCAACUGGUCUAUCGGUUUUGCAGCGUAUCUGAGGAAUCCAGCGAUCUCUUCUACCAGUAUUGUGAUGCCGAGUCUGGCUCUACUGGAUCAGGGAUCUACCUUCGCCUUAAAGAGCCCAACAAGAAGAAGUGGAAGCGCAAAAUUAUUGCCAUUUAUUCUGGUCACCAGUGGGUGGAUGUCAAUGGGGAAGAGCAGGAUUACAAUGUGGCCGUUCGAAUUACUCCUGCCAAAUAUGCCCAGAUUUGCCUCUGGAUACAUGGGAACAAUGACAAUUGUGCACAGGGCUAAUGGCAGCCGAUGCAAGAUCAGCUCUAGUAUCUGACAGUGCUAUGAAGUGAAGAACCUGCAAAAAUAAAUGCUGAACGUACAAUGACCUGCAUCUGACUUUAUUUGAACUUGAAACCAGCAUUUUUCUGAUAUGCUGAAAACAUUUACACAGCAUUUAGCAGAAUUUCUUUUUGACUGAGUUGUUUAAAUUGACCGUAGAUAUGAUGUGCACUUAAAGCCCCAUAUUGUAUUACUGUAUUUAUUGUUUUUAAAUUGUGGUAAAUUUGAGUCAUUCAUAUUAUGGAACAGAAACUAAUGGCUCUUUCCGUUUGCUUGCAUUUUUAAGGAGAAGCGCCUUCUCUUUUAACUGGUACUAUUAAACUAUGUGAUUGUUUUGUUUUCAACUUAUUUACUUGUCUCAGGGUUCUGCUCCAGUACGUUUUCUAUUCUUCCUGUUACACAGGUUGCAUGUCCAUUAUUGUACGGUAUCUGCGGGAGAAUCCAAUUGUGAAACACUGGGAUAAGACAAGAAACAAAGCUCUCCCAUAACCCUUAUUACUGUAGACAAUACCUCUUCACAAUGAAAUGCCUCUGCCAAGUUGGCCUAGUUUAGGUCAUAUGCAAAACCCACAAAUUCCUUUUCCUUGAAUUCUAAAAUAGCAAAGUGGAACUUAAUGAAUGUAGCAUGUCUUCUGUUUGUGGGGGGAAAGGAACCAUAUGAGUACAAUUUAAUGCCUGUAAAUUUAGUUUUAGAAGAUAUAUGCAAAAGUGAGAUUAUUAGAUGUGUAUAUGUUUUAACCUGUCACUAUUUUGAACAAAUCACUGGCUUAAAAAUAUAAUCAUCAGCAUCAAGUGAUGUUACUUUUGACAAGAGGCAACAAUGACAACUACUAAUUCAAGUUUUGAAAACAAUGGUUAAAAAGAGCUAAACAUACCAAAGAUGAAUAAGGUUGUCUUAAAAAAUGGGAUUAUAGGCCCAAGAGGCCAUAUGCACUUGAGAGUGAGGGCAACCCCUAUUCACCUCACUAGAGAGUAGGGCAGCUCUCUUUUCUUCAAUACAAAACUCUGGCCCAUUCAUUGAAGUGAAUGGCGAAGCCUUUACAACAAGGCCAAAACACAUAGUUGAGAUGACUAUUGAAUUGGGACUAUCCAACAGACUAUCUUUUCCUCAGAUGGGUUUGUGGGUUGGGUAGUUGUGUUAAUUCUCGGCAUCAAGAAUUACCAAAAGCAGAUAAUUGUUUGCUGAGUCAUGUUUCAACCUUUUGGAAAAUGUAGGUUAAAUUCUUAUGUAAAUACAUUAGGUGACUUAUUAUAUAGCAAUAAACCAACCGGGUUCAUGUUCAUUUCUGAACCUCGACUUUUACUAGAAAAGUACUGUAUUUAACAUGAGCUUAAGUAUUGCAAAUUUACACAUUUCAGUAGCUUUUAAAAAAUUAUAUCAGCUGAGCUUCCUGCUUCAAAUGUACUAGUGUAUGUGAAAGUUCUUUGUGACAAAACUGGUUGUCAGGAUGCUGUUUAAUAUGUAGCAUUAAGAUGCAUAUUCCAGGCCCAUAUAAGCUUGGUUUUUAUUAGCAUUACAGUAAUUCAGUUUUUAACUUGUAUUGAUCAAUUUUUUCCCCACCAGUGUGGAAGAACAAAGAUUUUUUUAAAAAAUAAAUGACAUUAAAAUAUAUAUUGAUGGCCAAA